CCCAAAUCAUAAAAAAUUCAGAGUGGUUGUCUCCUGUAUAUAUUAAAAUAAACCCUAAUAAUGAAUUUUUUUCUUCGUUAGCUUGUUCGUUUAUCUGGGUUGGUGGUUAUUGCUGGACGAGACAACCCACCAGAUGUUGCGGCUUUCUGAAGAUUCAUAGAGAUAGCUGAGGGAUCGCACUGCAAUUUCAUACACGAGUCUCGCUUUCAGAGAGGUUACUUCUGCUCUCUUCACAUUCUUGAUCUGCUUCUCUUUCUCAGGGUGUGCCUCAUAAGAUAGCGUGAUGGGUUCUAGGUUCCCAUCUCAUCAGCUCAGCAAUGGCCUCUAUGUGUCCGGUCGGCCUGAGCAGCCAAAAGAAAGAACUCCAACAAUGAGUUCAGUGGCUAUGCCAUAUACUGGUGGUGACAUAAAGAAGUCUGGAGAACUUGGAAAAAUGUUUGACAUUCCUGUGGAUGGAUCUAAGUCAAGAAAAUCUGGGUCUAUGUCUAAUGCUCCUUCAAGAACUCAUUCAGGACCCAUCAAUCCUAAUGCCGCUGCCAGGGCCGGUUACUCUUCUGGUCCUUUUUCGUCCACGAUGGUGUCUGGUUCGGCUUCAAUGAAGAAAUCAAAUUCUGGGCCUCUAAAUAAGCAUGGAGAGCCCAUGAAGAAGGUAUCAGGACCUCAAUCUGGGGGAGCAACUGGACGUCAAAAUUCGGGCCCUCAACCACCGGUUCUCCCAGCAACUGGUUUGAUUACUUCUGGUCCCAUAUCCUCUGGCCCGCUGAAUUCUUCUGGGGGACCAAGAAAGGUCUCUGGGCCAUUGGACUCGAUGGGCUCUAUGAAAAUGCAUGGUCCCUCUAUCGUCAACAACCAAGCUGUGACAACUCUUACUCAACACGAUGAGUUCUCAUUCAGUAGGAACUUUCCAAAACCUAUACUGUGGGCAAUGAUUUUGCUAUUUCUCAUGGGGUUUAUCGCUGGAGGGUUUAUUCUUGGAGCUGUGCAGAACCCUAUACUCCUAAUUGUGGUGAUUGUUCUGUUUGCCGUUGUUGCAACUCUGUUCAUAUGGAACUCUUGGUGGGGAAAAAGAGCUAUCAUGGGUUUCAUUGCUCAAUAUCCAGAUGCUGAAUUAAGAACUGCAAAAAAUGGGCAGUAUGUCAAGGUUUCUGGGGUGGUGACUUGCGGAAAUGUACCUCUAGAGUCAUCUUUCCAGAAGGUUCCUAGGUGCGUGUAUACAUCUACAAGUUUAUAUGAGUAUCGAGGUUGGGAUUCAAAAGCUGCAAAUCCUACACAUCGCCGAUUUACUUGGGGGGUUAGAUCUUCUGAAAGGCAUGUAGUCGACUUCUACAUAUCCGAUUUUCAGUCUGGGUUGAGGGCACUGGUUAAGACAGGCUAUGGGGCAAAAACCACCGCAUAUGUGGAGGAGUCCGUGGUUGUUGAUGUCAAUCCUUUGAACAAGGAGCCAUCUCCCGAAUUCAUAAGGUGGUUAGGGGAGAGGAAUCUUUCAAGUGAUGAUCGCACGAUGCGGUUGAAGGAAGGGUAUAUAAAGGAAGGAAGCACGGUGAGUGUAAUGGGGGUGGUGCAAAGGAACGAAAACGUGCUGAUGAUUGUGCCGCCACCCGAACCGUUCACAACCGGUUGCCAGUGGUUGAAAUGCAUUUUCCCGGCCAGCCUCGACGGCAUUGUGCUGAGAUAUGAGGAUGCUUCAAAGACAGACGUGAUACCGGUGUGACAUCAGCGCCCCACCAGUAGGUUAUCAUGUGCUUUCUUUCAUUGAUUCAUUUUUCUUCAGGUUUUCAUGCUACUACUAUUACUACUACUAAGCCUACUGAAAGAUAGAGAGUUUCGUGGAGAUUGCGCAGUAUAGAUGAUGGAGGCGACAAUGCAAAUCUGAAUGAUCGCCCGCCCGUAUUUGGAUACAUAUAGUUUGAUUGAUAUCUAAUUUUCUGUAUAGUUUAUUAGGUUUUUUUUCUUCUUUAUCUUGCAAGGAUAUCAUUGAUGGUUAUGAGUGGUGUUUUGGGAAUCAAAGUUUUUUUCCAUGCUCUGACUGUGUGUGUGGGAACAAAACCUUUGAGUUGGUUCUUUUGUAUCAUAUAUCAGAAGAUUGAUCCUUUGGGUUUUUUUUGAUUCAGUGCUAGUUUGUUUGUUUGAGGAGGUUAAUAUAAUAUAAUGUUGAUUUGUUA
This is a messenger RNA of Cuscuta campestris, 2162 nucleotides long. Lineage: Eukaryota; Viridiplantae; Streptophyta; Magnoliopsida; Solanales; Convolvulaceae. The record is from the annotation of a GenBank genome assembly.